AUGGCAGCAACUACGGCCCCGCUAUUCUUCAACUUGGCCGGGGAGACUGCAUCCAGAGCAAAUGAGACUUCUUUCUUCGGAGCACCAAAGAAGCACAGCUUGGAGACCAACUGGGCGACGAUGGCAGACCAGCCCAUGACCUCUCAAUCCGUGUUAAGCCUUUUUGCCAAUCAGAUCCCCCUCGUUCGGGAGAAGAAGUUCCUGUCGACGGAGGAAUGCCAGAUGAUGUACGAUAUAAUCAAGACCCACGAAUUGGGCAGCUACGACACGGAAAACACAUGGCCACGUGUAGGAAUUGCUGGCAUCACUCAGUAUGACCACAUGCAAGGCAGGUUCUCCCAAGUGAACGCGUACUUUGAUGCCAUCGAGGCAGCCCAGUCGCUGCAGAAUCGAUGGAAGAAAGAAGCCGGCGUUGACGUGCUUCAGCGUGUCAUGGACAAACUGCAGAAUGCUACAGGCAUGCCUGUGCGGCGCGCAAGGGAGGGCGACAGGGAGUACUUUGCAGGUAUUCUGAGAGCAGUCGAUGCAGGCAUGCACGUUCAUGCAGACUAUGCACCAUAUGAGGCGGCAGGUUGGUCUAUCGAUGGCAUUGUCUCACAGCUCACCUGGAACAUUCUCUUGAAUGAGAUCCCCGGCGGCGAUACUCUUGUGUACGACCGCCAAUGGCGCGCACCUGACGACGACCUGGCUUGGCGGAAGACGUUCCCGAGGGAUUCGUAUCACCCUCAGAUGCUCGAGGGCCACACAUUCAAGGCUGUGAAGGCAACCCCCGGAGAUCUGACAUUUUUCAAUCCAAGGAACUUUCACGAGGUAAAGGGGUGUGACACAUCGAGAGACAAGCCUAAGCAGGCCAUUCGAUUCACCAUAAGCUCAUUCGUAGGCUACCUGCCGGCGCAAGGCUCGGAACCCGACACAUUGGUGCUUUGGUCGUAG
Molecule: messenger RNA, 933 nt
Organism: Neoarthrinium moseri
Lineage: Eukaryota; Fungi; Ascomycota; Sordariomycetes; Amphisphaeriales; Apiosporaceae
Exons: 5
Coding region: 1-933 (310 amino acids)
Source: RefSeq, a predicted model, not a curated record